This is a messenger RNA of Podarcis lilfordi (Lilford's wall lizard), 522 nucleotides long. The record is from the annotation of a GenBank genome assembly. Lineage: Eukaryota; Metazoa; Chordata; Lepidosauria; Squamata; Lacertidae.
AUGGCCGCAUACAUCGGCUAUCUGUUCACGCUUCCGAACGGUUUAACGCUCCUCGGCGCAUUACUCAUGCUGCGGCGGAUGAAGACGACGACCACUCGUGGUUCAGCGUCAUCCCGCACGCUUCGAGUGAAUGAUGCGCGCCUCGCGUAUACCGCGUCGGGCUACGCACUUUGGUCUGACGUCACUUCCAGAACUCGAGCAGCAUCGAACGCGCACGCCGAUGGCACUACUAGUCACACUGACGCGCUUUCAACGCCAGGUGGCAGUGGCGAGACCAGACAACGAGUCACCCGCCAUGGAUCCAACCGCCACCCCGACUGCGGUCGUCACAUCGCGCACCACCACGCCCUUAAUAUACUCACAACGCCGCGUAAGAAAACCGCCCAGUUCUUUCGCGCGCCGUCAACCGGUAUCGCGAUCCAAAGAUGGCGCAGAUGCGCAAAUUCAGCUAUGACGCCAGGCGCAGGUCAAACGACCACUGUCACCCAAACAGUGCCUGAAGGCGAACUUGUCGUGAUUUGA